AUGUGGGCGGCGCUUGCGGCGGCUGCCAUCAGCUGCGUAGGCCGCAUUCAAUUUAGCCCGACGACGUACGCAGCCACCAACCAAUGGGGCUCGGUCGUCCUCGUUCUCCAACGCGCCUUGGGCUCGGACGGGCCCGCAUCCGUUCUGCUCAACGCGCAGAAUGGCUCGGCCGUCGCGGGUGUCGACUUUGCACCGAUCGUCAACCUCUCGGUCGCGUGGGCGGCCGGCAGCUGGGCGCCGAUUCAAUUCCCGAUCGCGUUCCUCCCGCGCGUUCUCUUGCACGACGUUUCUUUUACCAUUACCAUGAGCCCGGGCGAUGCCAUGACGCAGAUUCACCCGAGCAUGGCGACCGCAGUCGUCACCAUCCAAUCCGUGAACUUGGACCUUGGCGAUCUCGCGUUCUCAGCGCCGACCAUCAACAUUUCCGUGCCGACCACCCUCGCACCAACGACGCCGUAUCCCGUGUCUCUUUUCGUACAGCGCCUUCGCGGCAGCACGGGCAUGCCCAUUCCUGGCAUUGAUUUUUCCCUACCGACAUUUCCUGGCGGCAAUGUGCUUUUCUGGGCCGAUGGCGACGCGACACCCAAGACGAUCAUGUUGAGUGUCUUCAACUCGGCGAUCUAUCGCAGUGCAAAACAGCUGUCUCUGCAGCUGCUGCGCCCAAGUGGCGGCGCAUUGCUCGCAUCGCCAUCGACGAUGCUCUUGACGGUUCUGGGCACCAACCAAGCGGUGCCGGCGGGUGUCUUUCAGUUGGACGCGCCGUGUUUUUCGAUUUGUGCGGCGACGACGUACUCUGUCUACGAAGGCGGUGCAGUUCGGGUGCAUGUCGAGCGACGCAACGGCACGGUCGGCGCCGUCUCGGUGCAGUACGCAGCGACGCCCGAUGCCAGCACCAACACGAUGGCGACAUCGGACUUUGUGCCUCAGCAAGGCACCUUGAGCUGGCAAGACGGCGACAGCGCCAGCCAGAGCUUUGUCGUGCAAACGCAAGCUUCGCCACACACGCAAAAGAGCGUGGUUGUGACCUUGACCAACCCCACUGGCGGCGCCUCGCUGUCGCCUGUCGCUAGCAGCACCAGGAUUUCCGUCCUGUCGCUUCCCUUUGCACCCUCUUUGGGUGGGGAAGUCAACGUGGUCACCGUACCAGCCCUCCAAAUAGCGCUGAGCGGUAUGCCCAUGGCUAGUGACCAGCUGCUCGAGGCGCAAAUCCCAGAGUACCAGUCUGGGAUUGGCCCUACCGCACCGUGGGUUCUGACACAGGCAGGCACGUAUACGUUCACCGUGCGUCGGUCACGAGGGAGUGUCGGUGCCGCCGCCGUUUACGUUCAAACCGUGGGUCAGACCGCGCAGCCAGACGUCGACUUUGUCAGCGUCGGACAACUACUCUCGUGGCAGGACAAUGACGCGCGCGACGUCACCGUGUCGCUAACGAUCCUGUCGCCUCCCUACACGAUCUUCAGCGGCACUGCGUCGCCACCGCGCACUCUGUCGAUCAUCUUGUCAAACCCGCAGUCAGUGGUGCUCGGACCCUCGGCGCAGUACUCGGUGCAACUGCAGGCGACGGCACAAGUUCCGACGCUGGUCGGCGCACGAAUGGACAUGACGGCCCGCUCUUUAACGCUACAGUACUCGAGCCCUGUACUCGCGCCCACUGCCAACGUGGCGACACUGAGCCUUGCAGCCUCCACAGAACGUUACACCCUGAGCGCGUCUUCGACCGUGGUGCCUAGCCCUGACCCGACGCUGGUGUGCAUCCAGCUGGCUCCCAACGACGUCAACGCGCUUCAGAAAGCAGGCAUCGCAGCAUCAAUCGUGACAACGAACAUUGUAUAUUCCCCAGGAUUUGUGCAAUACCCUACAUUCAACUGCGCUUCAACGUCACUUCACGGCUGUGUGGUCCGCCCGCUGCCGGCUCAGACGUUCUUUCCGGCAACAGCGUUUGUCGGCGACACGCUGGCUCCGUCGCUGCUACGAUUCGUAUAUGACGGCCAGUACCUCCAACUUCGGUUCUCCAAGGUCGUAAACCCCUCCUCGGUGGUGCCGUCGCAGCUGCAGCUCUGCGACAGCUUGGCACGUUCUGCCUGCACGUCGCUCUCGACCGCAAGCUAUGUUGUUGCAGGCACGCGGUCGCUGGGCAGUCUGGUGGCGCUACCUCCGGCACCGAGUGACGGCACGCUCGUCACCAUCUUUGUCGCGCCGAUUGACAAGGCGCAGAUCGAUGCCACCGGUCUCACUGGCCGAUCGCCAGCGACCACCGUUCUUGUCGUGACCAACCAGAUCGCCGACAUCUUGCGGCACUCGCUCAUGCCACCGUAUUUCAUGAGUGCGGUGGGUACGCCCGACUGCUCAUCGUGUCCGGCCAACUCGUACCUCUCGGCGCGCUGCUCCGACACGCAAAGUCGCGCGUGUCUGCCGUGUACGGUCUGCGCGGCCGAUCACUUUGCCAAGACGACGUGCUCGCCGACCCACGACACUGUCUGCCAGCGGUGUACGCAGUGCCAGCGCGAAACGUUUGCGUCGACCAAGUGCUCUCCGAAAAGAGAUCGCGAGUGCAGCGCCUGCACCCUGUGCACCACGGACGAGUACGAGGCGGCGCCGUGCACGACGGAAGCCAACCGCGUCUGUCGUACGUGCAACUCUGUGUCGUGGGAGCGCCGGCAGCAGUCGCCGUUUGGGUGUCCGACGCCGAACCAGCAGUGGAAGACGAGGGAAGAGCAGCUGCAGUCAUACAAGUCGAACGCGUGUGGUGCGGGGCGCUGCUCUUGCACGGGCCAUGGCAUUGGCAACAACAACCCCUUGGGACUGGCCUUCCCAGACGACCCUCGCUGCACAGGCCCCGAGACGUACGGAAUUCGUCUUUAA
This is a messenger RNA of Saprolegnia parasitica CBS 223.65, 2862 nucleotides long. RefSeq lists its product as hypothetical. Gene Ontology annotation, molecular function: protein binding. The transcript is spliced from 17 exons. The record is from RefSeq and is a predicted model, not a curated record. Lineage: Eukaryota; Oomycota; Saprolegniomycetes; Saprolegniales; Saprolegniaceae. Gene Ontology annotation, cellular component: membrane. The coding region runs from base 1 to 2862 and encodes 953 amino acids. Gene Ontology annotation, biological process: cell communication.